CGGUGUCAAGAGAACAGAUCGUAAAUUAAAAACAACAACUUUCCUGUUAGGAACCUCUCUAUAUAAAUAAGGUAUACCAUUUGAUAUUCUAUCAGACAUUUAUUUCCUCAAUGAAAGGAAUGGUUCCUGAUAUUCAAAGGCUUUUGAUAGGCAUGUUGAUGCUGCUACCUCUACCCACACGCGGCCGCUCCAUCCCCCAACACUUCAACCCGGCGGCGGAAUGGUUUUUUCUGCAAGCGAUAGGUACCCUCCAUCAGUGUCGUGCAGACUUUGUGCCCGCCCUUCAAUGCCCUGCCUCUCCUCUCGAACACUCACCAUUUGACGAUAAUGAAUUCCUGGGAAAGCGCUCAACUUGUCCCUGGGUUAUGUGUAGAGAUUCGAACUCGCAUCGUCAACCACGUGAUAUAUAUUAUGCUAAGUGUUUAUGUACAGGUUGUAAAGGACAGUCGGGUGAAUACUCUUGUCAACCUAUUUAUACGGUUGUGACGGUUUCCAGGGUAACGAGUCGAGGUAUCCAUGACGACGAUAUUCUUCGUGUUCCUCUUGGAUGUACCUGUGCAAAAAACAGAUAGCGGAUUUCAGAUUGGUUGAUUGGAGAACCAUUUUCUGUGUACAGUAUCAAAUGUUUGCAAUAGAAUUUGGAUCGAAUUCUUGUACUAAAACUUGUACUGCCCUUUACAUGCCAGUGACUGUUUUACACAAACAAUUCUAUACUAGUCUCAUUUGUAAAUUAAUGGCAAUUUUGAUAAAAGAUGUAAAAACCAAAGCUUCAUAUUUUUCAUA
Molecule: messenger RNA, 783 nt
Organism: Magallana angulata
Lineage: Eukaryota; Metazoa; Mollusca; Bivalvia; Ostreida; Ostreidae
Product: interleukin 17-like protein
Exons: 2
Coding region: 111-572 (153 amino acids)
Cellular component (GO): extracellular region
Molecular function (GO): cytokine activity
Source: RefSeq, a predicted model, not a curated record